AUGUACCACACCGACAGUCAGAUUCAGCCAAGCCCCUACCACGCAGUAGCAGGGAACGGGCAGGUGCGCGCGGAGCUGCUGCGCAGCGCUCCGGUGCGGCGCGCGCGGCCGCGGGCGGGCGACCCGGCGUCGGCGCCGCCGCUGGUGUCGCUGGUGGGCGGCGCGCUGUGGGCGCUGGUGCGCGCCGCCGCCGCGCUGCCGCUGCUGCUGCUCUGGCUGCUGCUGCUGCCCGCCGCCUGGCUGCUGCACCGCGCCCGCUGCCUCUGCCACGCCCUGCGACCAGGCGGCGGCGCGGCCGGCGGCCCGGCGCGCGCCGCGCAGCCGCAGCUGGCGGUGCUGGUGUUCGAGCGCCAGCUGGACGUGUCGCGGCUGCGCAACCUGGUGGCGGCGCGCGUGCUGCCCGCCUGCCCCCGCCUGCGCCGGCUGCCCGUCUCCACGCCCGGAGUGCCUUCCCCCCGCUGGACGCCGGACCGCGCUUUCAGCAUCGAGCGGCACGUCUUCGCCGCGCCACCCCUCGCUUCCGAACAGCAACUGCAGGAAUACGUGUCGGAGCUGCUGCAGGCGCCGCUGCCUCCGGACCAGCCGCCGUGGGAGCUUCGCGUGCUGGCCGCGGGCGGCGACACUGCCGCGGUGCUGCGCGCGCACCCGGGCCUGGCCGACGGCGCCUCGCUGGUGCGACUGCUGUGCUGCGCCCUGGCGGACCGCCGCGCGCGCACGCACCCGGGACCCACGUGCUGCGCCUCCGCUGCCGGCGCCAAGAACGGCUCUACGCCGGGGCGCGGCCGCUGGCUGGCGUCUCGGGCGCUGCAGCUGGCGCGCGCCUGCGUGCUGUGCCCGCUGUCGCUGCCCGCCUGGCUGCUGCUCACUCCCCGCGCCUCCGACCUGCUGGCCGGGCACGGCGACCGCGACGCCUGGACCGUCCACUGGAGCGCCGCCAUCGCGCUGCCGCACGUCGUGCGCAUCAAGCAGGUGACGCGGACCUCGGUGAACGGCGUGCUGCUGGCGGCGGUAGCAGGGGCGCUGCGGCGCGCGCUGCAGGCGGCGGGGGUGCGGCAGCCGCCGGACCUGAGCGCCCUCGUGGCCGCCGCCGCGCCCGGGCUGGAGGGCGCAGUGCCGCGGCUGUGGGCGACGCGCGCCGCCCUGCGCUCAGUGCACCGGCGUGCGCUGCUUCUGCGGGUGGCCACCGCGGCGCUGCUGGCGCUCGCGCCCGGAGGCUACCUGCUGUCGCGCCUGCUGAGGGCGCUCGCAUGCAGGUCCUCCCUGCAAUUCGCCUCGCUGUCUGGGCCCGCUGUCCCUCUACAGGUGGGCGGGCGCUCGCUCAAGGCGGUGUUCCCGCUGCUGGCGCCACUGCCGCCGCUGGGGCUGGCGGUGACGGCGCUGACGUACGGCGACCGCGUGCUGGUGUGCGUGGCCGCGGACACGGCGCUGGCGCCAGCCGCGACGCUGCUGCUGGCGCAAGUGCGCGCGCAGGUCGAGACGACGUGGCGCCACCUGCUGCUGCGGCGGGUGCCCGGCGAGGCGCGGCCGCUCACCAUCUGCUCGCCCGUCCGCGAGCUUCGCCUGCGACUGAGCUGUGUGCAGGAGGAGAUCCGACGGCUGAGCUGCUCGGACGGCACGCAGCGCCUACAGCAACAUCAGCAGCAGCAGCAGCAGCAGCAGUUCUUACUGCCGCGAGCUUCGUGCACCUCGAGCGCUUCUCCGCAGCCGACGCCGCGCGUCCGAUCGCUCUGCGCAGAGUUCUCCGACCUGCUCGCCGAGCUGCGCAGGCGCCGCUCGCUGGCGCUGGGCGAACGCAUCCCGCUGUGCUCGGCCCCCCGCCGCCGCGCCGCCUCCGCCAGCAGCGUCCGCCGAUCCUUCACGCUGGGCGAGACCAACUUCGGCUUCGGCGUCUCUCCGCACGGCACCGACAUGGAGAUGGCGCACCUCAGCGCCUUCUCGUGCAUCCACUCGGGUGAAGAGAGUAAGCACUGCGCCUGCAAGCGCACUGCAGCCAACACCCACAGCGCCGAAUUUGUUCUGCACGAGGACCUGGCCGAGAGGGAACUGCUGCUGCAGGAGAGCGUCCCGCAGUCGUUCCCCAGAGUGAACGCCAUCGACAGCAGCCACAACUGCGUACUGCUGGAGUCACCGAGCGCCUCGGGCGAGCGCCGAUGUUUUGCUCAGGACCCCUGCCGGAACUGUGAUAUCGCCCGAACGGCGUGCUCCUGUUACGGGUACAGCAAAGCGGUCGUGUGUCCCCACUGCAGGAACCUCAACACCGGCACGAGGACGUGCGCCUGCCCCACGUGUGACAUAUACUCCGACGGCAACAGUGCUUCCGACGAUUAUCGCAUGGUUGCCGUGGGGGACCAAGUGUACGCCGCCGACAUAUGCUGCGGCUGCUCGGCCAUCAGCGCGAGGGACGUCAGCAUAACUGUUGAGGGCAACCCGCACGUGAUGAAGUUCUUGGCCGCCGCCGCCGCCACCAGCCAAUCGGCGCCCCCGACGCCUCAGCCCACAAACAGGGGAAGGACAACUUCCUAUUAGAGGAGUAACACAAAAACGCCCACUUUUUGAGGUCAUCCAGGUAGCAACCUACUGCUUUGUCACACAGAGGAACAAUAGUCGAUAUACGAUGGUAACGGAUGUUCACAUCAAAUUAAGCUAUGUAGAACUCUACCCCUGUAUCUUAAAUCAGGUAUAAAUCGGUAUAGAUGUUACCAAUCAUCUUCAGAUGACGCUUGGAACAGUUUGUACAUUUAUAUCAUGAUGAAGGCAACUUCAUACAGCACUAAGGGCUAUACUGGUGUUAACAUCAAACUGGCACUUUCCACGAGUUAUGCACUGUUCACUAUAAUUCAGUUCUCUCCACCAUAGUCUAUAUCGCUAACACACGCUUGUGUGGGGAUGCUCGACUCGGAGGUAGGCAAAUCGAAUUUUGGUGGUGGAAGAAAUUUUUACUUCUAGUAUUUGUCUGAGAAGGGGAGGAGAUGCAGUGGCUUCAAGUUCAUGGUCACCAAACUUUAUAGCUAUGUGCAGGAUCAAAUUCCAAAUUUCACCGCUGCGUCUCACGGAAUUACGUUUCGUAACACCGUUGAUGGUGAUCUGUCUGUCGGAUGGGGAUGAUAAGCCCAGUGGCUCACUUGUCGAUAUUUGAACUGGUAGACUAUUUGUUGACACCAGGUUAACCCUCUCCAUUCUCUCAUCAUCAUAGAACACAAACAGGCCACCGCACUGAACAGAUGAAUUUAAGACCAAAUUUCACACGUCGUGAAGGCAAUCUGCCACUGUGCACGAAGGAUGGAAAGCAUUUCCAGAUAUCCACCCGAACCAACACAUGGCUUCUCCCUGUCAGUCAUAUCAAACGACAACAUUUUACCACAAAUCAGUAUUUGUUGCUCUUUCUGAGAUGUUUCUGCAGUUCGUACGUAAUUAAUUAACUACAUAACUUUUGAAUGUUUAUUCUACAGUUUACUUUCUUAUUAGUUUAGUUUUUUUAGUGUAUAUUUGUGUAAUGGAUUUAUUUUCGUGUGAUCUGAUCUGACAGCAAAAGGAAAAACUGUGACAUGCACUAUGUAUUUUUGAUCACCAAAUCCCAUAGUCAUCACGUGAAAGUGUCUUCAUCUGUCUUCCACACCUGAAGUGAUGAUUUCGAUAGCAUUCCAGUAACGUUUUCUGUUUUAUCUGCAUCAUGGAAGCGAACCUUUGCUGAGAGUAUUGCUCCUUUAAUGGCGACUUCAAUAUAAAUUUUCGUUGCAGUAAUUUGUGUGGGAAGGUGAUUAAACUAAAGAAGAAACCCAGAAUUUGUGUUUCUUGAAGUUGUAAUUUUUUUUAAUUAUUCUUCAUUUUGCUUCUCAGCGCCAACUGUACAACUUUGGUAAAUCAACUUAGACACUUCAUUGAACAAUGAAAUAACUUCUGUACUUCUUUCGUUGUUUUACUUUUAAUACAUCUUUCUUGUACACUCCACUUCUGUUCCAACGUUAAUUUUGUCACUUCUUUGCAUGCACAUCCAACUUACACUAACUUCUCAUCCCUUCAAUAGGGUGCCAAGUAGCAUUCCACUCUUUUAUCGCGUGAACAGCACGCAAUAGUAGACAGCAACAAAACAAGCAUCUUUCAUGUGAUCGUCAGAAGAGUGCAAUUAUCUUCUGAACAAUUUCUUUUCUUUACGAUACUUUUAUAACGAAACAUGUGCAUCAAUGAAGCACUGAGUUCAGGGGAAAAUUUAGAUAUUCAGUUGCAUAUAAAGAAGUAUAAUGAUCUGUGGAUUAACAAAAAUUGAGAUGACGCCUAUGGUGUCACAGGAUAUAGUCUCCUUAGACUGUCAUUUUGUAAACAUAGUCACAAGAAACCGACCAGCAUUUACUGUGCAACUGAUAUAACAUCUCUGUGUUGGCCAAAAUAAUAGUAAUAGAUAUUGCAUUGUAGAGAAUAGUGCUGUACUCUGUGGCUGCAGUGCAGUGAGAAGUUGAAUGUCGAUCACCAGUAUCUCCCAUACGACCACAAGAAACAGCCUCCAGUACCCACCUUCAUACUACAACAGAAGUAAGUUAGCUUGUGCACGUCCCAUCUGAAGAUGAGCUUGUGAACUACAGGGUCCACGAAACAUUUAAACAGGCGGUACAGAUAAACGGGGAAGAACAACAUAACAAUGGAUAUUGUGGGACAAACCCUCGAAGCUUUUCCCACAAUGUUCAUAAAUGUUCUAUGUAUCCACACUUCGUCACACGGUGCUCAUCUAAUCGGUAGUCUAAUUCUGCGCGUACCAAAUCCAGAGUAUCAGGGGUGACUGUAAGAACACAGCCCGUGGUCGGUGUCGCAAGUCUGCGAAAUUCUGUGGUAGAGAUGGAACACAAACGCUAUCCUUGAAGUAAAUCCACAAGAAAAAAUCCAAGGUGUCAAGUCCAGUGACUGGCGGCAAGUCGAGCAGCGCCAGCUCAACAGUCGGAAACACGGUCUGUACAGCGGCAUAGCAACACCUCAUUCAGGUACUCUUAUACACGUACCACUUCACUGUGCUGUGUAAACUUACGUUGUAUUUUGAAAUUUCCCAAGGAAAGCUCUUUGCGUACACACUACCCACUGGCAUCCGGCUAAAUGUCGCAUACAAAACACUGUCUCUGCCGGGUUCGCAGCCAUUUUCAGCAACUACGGUAGGUGGCGUCCCCGUCGGCGAUUUUUCAAAUUAUUUUGCUGUCACCACCAUUAAAAAAAAUGCCCUUGAAAGUUCGCCUUUUACCUGCUGUAUCAUUUGAUACGUUACGUCUAGCUUCUUACGUGUAUAGAUUUUAUUAAAUUGUUUCAUGGACCUUAUAAUUACCCUGUAUAGAAAUAGUUCAUAAGUGAGUAACCGCAGCUAUUUGUUUUCAUAUUGCAUACGAUAUUCACGUCUUUCAGCCUUCAGAAACGAAACGUGUUCCACCAGAUAGUUACUGGAUUCAUGUAUUUCGCAGUCGGCGAUUUCGGUACGUGUUACGUUUUGAAGUGAUAACUCAUGAUGAAGUGUAUCAAUACACAUUUUUUACUGUUAAGGGGGUGUCGUCCUCAUGUAAUCUAUAUUUACAUAUUUCAACUCAUCUUCAUAAGAAUAAAUAAAAUUCCUCAUAGUCUUUAUAAAAUAAGGGUGUAGUACUUCACAGUUUUAUUUUUUUGCCUGUCUAUCCCACAUCUAACCAGUCAUUCCACAUGUUUUAUAUUAUGUUCAUGAGGACACAUAGUAAUAGGCAUUACAAAAUAAGAGUAAAACAGUCGUAGCUAUAACACAAAAUAACACGCUUUACGUUAUUUCAUGAAAUGCAGAACAACAAAUAUUAUGGUCUAGGGAGAUUUAAAUGAGGCCACCGACAGCAGCGGACGUGAGAGGAGCGAUGGAAAAGGGAAAGUAGGGCGAACGUGAUAAACACACAAGCAGUGAAGGAAAGGGAAAUGAAAGUGGCGUGAGUAGUUGAGAAAAGAUAAGAGAAAAAAGCGUCACUGGGAAAAGAUGGCAGCAUCUCCUUUAAUGUCCGACAGAGAGGAAACUGGCCACUCGUCUUCAUGUUUCAGGGAAAAGUUCUGAGGUUGACAAAAGCAAGCGAUUCAGUUUUUUCUUAAAUGCGAUAGGGCAUUGAAAUGUGAGCAAAGUUCAGGGUAGUUUGUUCCAGAGAGAGACAGCAGCAGCAGAGGAAUUUUAUGAAUGGACGCCGCUAAUAUAUUAGAUAAGGACGACCUCUUGUCGCGAUUAUGAUGAUUUCUCAUGUGAGGUUUUGGACUGCAUACACGAUGAGGAGCCUAUGAAAUAUGUAACUUGGGUGGACCUAGACAUCCCAAUCGGGCAUGUGAAGUACUGACACAGUCAAAUAAAUUCACACAAUCAUUCUUGGUUGGUUAUAAACGAUUAAAUUUUUCCAACUCGUGUCGUGUUUGCAUUUUGUGGAAAGAUUAGAGGUUUAGCAGAACGCGAUUUCACGAAUGUGCGUUUCGUGUCCAAUUUAGUGUAUUUAUGCGCGCAUCAUGUAUCACAUAUGACAAUUAAAGCCCCCUGAAUAUAUUGCGUAUUACUGGGGGUGGGCCACAUCUAUAAUGAUAAGUGCACUACAAAUAAAAUAUAAUACGUAGGGUACUAUAUGUAUGAUCGUCUAGCGGCACGCGCAGUACGUUUGCAGGACUUUGGCAACGAGGCUGUAGUAUUUACUCUGCAUCCGAUCGGAAAUCAUUACGUAAAGUUCUACGUCCUUUUUACAGACCACGGUGAAUCUUGUUUAUAUUUAUGCAGAUGAAGUAAAACGUGUAAAUAUGUUUCGAUAUGAAGCCAAGACGCUCCCUAACAAUAAGGAAUAUGCCUUGGCGCACUCCUUAGUGAGUUAUCACUGGAGAAUGUCAUGCAUCCCAAGAUUGUGAUUGUGAAAGAAAUAAAUCCAGUAACAUCCGAGGAACACGUCAGUAUUUCCGAAAUACUGUAGUACUACGAAUGCAAAUGAACAGAAAAUGUUCUUUCACUUUUCCCAGUACUUCAUUUCAUUCCUCCAUACGUGCAUGGUUCAGUAUCAACCAUAUGGCUGCUCUCACCAAACAAUAAAUUGAAAUCUAAAAGUAGAUUGUUGUAACUUAAAAAAUUACAUACGUUGUAUAAACUUCGUUGAAAACUUAGGUGAAAUUUGUUAUAGCCAUGUGGUCUUCACAUCACGAAGUUUCAAUGUGAUAUGGGUGAUCUAGCAAUGUGGCUCCUGGUUCUGUUGGUGUGGAUUGGGUAACGGAUUUUGUAGAGGGGGAUGUCAGCUGUGUGGUUGGUGCUUCAAGCGGUAUAUAUUGGAAGGAUGUGGGAGCUCAACUGAAACAGUGCUAGAGUCAAACAGUGGAAACAGGAGAUAUUGGUGGGACAGAUGUAUGUUGACCUGCAUAGUGGAUAAGGCAGGCUGUGAUUAAGUUUGUAAGAAAGCUGGACAACAGUUCUGGAUCAGGAGGAGAGAAGCCCCCUGAUUUACUUUGCGACAGACCGUUGAGUAUGAACGAUGGGAGGAACGGAGUUGGAAGGUAAGAUUGACAAGUCAGUGAAAUUUCACACAUUAGGUUUCUAAGAACUUGAGCAAAGAAUUGGUAGUGGAAUGAUGGUGACAAAAGGUAGACAGAUACUGAAGACAUGUCAGAGUGCAUGACAUUCCAGGUUCUAAAGAGAAUGGUAGGAUUUAUAGGGCACACAAAUCAGAGCGUUGGUAGCAAAGCUGACGAUAGGUCAAGUUGUGAUUUGAUAGCUGUGUAGAAUGGUGGAAGGAUUUGUUUCAGCCCGUUUGCUAUUUUAGUAUUUUUGUCUGAUGUGCUCUUUAUGUUGUGUAGUUCCUCAGAUAGUUUGUAGUCAAGUGUUAGUUCCAGAUAUUUCAGUUUUUUUUUUUUUUUUU
Molecule: messenger RNA, 7856 nt
Organism: Schistocerca gregaria
Lineage: Eukaryota; Metazoa; Arthropoda; Insecta; Orthoptera; Acrididae
Exons: 11
Coding region: 1-2526 (841 amino acids)
Biological process (GO): triglyceride biosynthetic process
Cellular component (GO): plasma membrane
Molecular function (GO): diacylglycerol O-acyltransferase activity; long-chain-alcohol O-fatty-acyltransferase activity
Source: RefSeq, a predicted model, not a curated record